Molecule: messenger RNA, 2519 nt
Organism: Exophiala mesophila
Lineage: Eukaryota; Fungi; Ascomycota; Eurotiomycetes; Chaetothyriales; Herpotrichiellaceae
Exons: 1
Coding region: 122-2335 (737 amino acids)
Biological process (GO): peroxisome inheritance
Cellular component (GO): extrinsic component of intraperoxisomal membrane
Source: RefSeq, a predicted model, not a curated record
ACAACAUCUCCACCUCCAUAUUUACCCUACACCUACACAUCUGCAAACAUGAACUGCUGAUCGAUCUCAUUGACAAGUUUCCUUCCAUUCCGCUGUCUAACUACCGUCCGAAAAAUGCAUCAUGGCCUAUCCGCCGUCUUCAUAUGGCGACCGUCCUCCGCUGCAAGGCUACCGAAGAUCCUUUACCACGCCCGCUCGCCCUCUAUCGUUCCAUGAAAAAGCAGGCCUCCAGAAUGCAGAUGCAGGCACCGACAUCCUGUAUUCCCAUCCCUCCGCCCGUAUCAUCCUCUUCUCUCCUCCCACCGACUCUCUCCCCACUACAACCAAGGAUACUCUACCUGAUGCCGAUUACCCAGUUGAUGCGGUUGAAGUCCUCCCAUGGCGCUCCCGAACCGAGACACUUUUGUCCAACUGCGCAAUCGUAAUCGAAAAAGUCCGCGGAUCCACCUGGUUCCUCAAAUCUGCAGAUCAAAAGGUCAUUCAAACCAUCAUGCGCAACUCGCAAUGUUGGUGCGUUGAUGGCGAGUCCAAAUUUGUCCUGCGCACUGGCAAGCUCAGGUACUAUCGGAUAGAGUUGCCUUUGGAGACAGAUCAAGACAGAGAUAGGGUUCGGGAUCUGAAGUUGGCAUUGCCCAAAGUCCUGCGCUUCGAGAUCACGCCCUGUCCGUUCAAAAGGGCUUUCCAUGUCGAUUUGCCCGAAGAUGCCAUUACUCCACGGCGAAAAGGAACGUGGAAAAGGAGGGCUCCUCCAGAGCCCACCACGCCCAACACGGACCCUCUGCCGCUUCGGCGAUCCAAAACUACUAGAGCAUGGAGUCUUCAAGGGCAAGCCUCUACCCCAAUGCAGCCCUAUGGUAGGCGGGGAUCAGACUAUGGCUUUCGACCCAGUCGAGAUUCUUCUCCCAAUCCCAGGCUCGAUUUUGAUGCAUAUCGUCCGACAACUCCGUCAAGCCUUGCAUCCAGUGAAGAACCCGGCGAUGGUUGGCGUGAUGAAGCUCAAGACGACUCGAUGGUGCACCACGAACAAUUCCAAUCGUCACAUGCAAUGGACGUUCAAACACCGGGUUCAGAGUGCGAGGUGUCAGCGCAUCUGUCGGAGCAGGAGAGCCCUCAAUCAGACAAUGAGCCAGAAGUUCCCGCUACGAUAAGCCAGGAUGAUCAGUUGGCACCAACGUCUGCAACACCGGAGGAUGUGCUCCGAGAAGCAGACAAAGCAUCAAUGACCGUCGAGGCUCCACCCCCAGAAAUAGUGGCCCCAGAGGAAGACCAAAUACUGGUCCCCGAACAAACCUCUGCAUCUCAAAUUAACCCUUUGGAAUCGAAGAUCGACACAACCGUUGAGAGCGACGCAUCAAUGCCAUCAGGAACAGCCACAGAAACCGCCGAAGAGGAUGAAGAGGAACAGGACAUCCUGGCCUCAGACGUAGAUGUGGCGCAAGACGGUGAACCCAGCUCCUCUGUAGCUGCCGUUGAAGACCACGAUGCUAUAAGCCAAGAGGAUUCGGCUCUAGAUCCUGAGGUCGAGCCUUCGUCAGAGAAACCCAUUGACAACACUAUAACCCCAGCUGCUGAAGAAGACAGCCUCACAAGGGUUUCAAGCACCGAUUCAUUUUUCACUUCAAAUUCCCUUACAGAGGAAUCUCUUUCAUCCCACGUGGAUGCAAUUGACUUUCAGAAGACCCCCAAUGCUGAACAACUCGACCCCUUUGCCAUGAAGGUUCGACAACACAAAAGGGACGUGUCAGAGCUGACUGUGACAGCGUCAACGAUUGAUUCAUUUUUAGACACCAGCUCUGUCCGGCCAUCUACAGGGGAUUCAAUCGAUGUCCCGACAACACCAGCAUUGGCACAGUCGACAACAUCUGAUUUAUCGUGGCCUGAUGUGGAGACACCAUCAUCCCCCUUACGAGAUGAAGGUCUUCGGAGACGGUUGAAGACGCAAAGAUCAUUGUCUCCGCUGCCACCAUCCCCCACCUUGUUUGCCCCAGGGUCACCGACACAUGGUUCUCAUUUUACUGCUGCUUUCCUACAAAAGGCUUGCAAUUUGGCGCUGGUGAAGCCUAUGGAAGCAGUAGUGUUGCUUGUCCAUAUCUUGGCUCGGAUCGCUGGAGGCGCCACAGUCAACGACCUAUUGAAUGGGGAGUUGUUUAAACGUCCUGAACAGCACCGGCGAAGUUCUAGCUUUCCUGACCAGGCCAGCUCGCCGCGAGAUGACACAGAUGACGAGGACGAUUUUGGAGUUCCAUUUCGAGGCCGACUUCGAAAAGAUGUGUCUCAAGCCGAAACAUCAGCUGUCAAGGACGAUGACUCUGAUUCCAUGUUUGACUUGGACUAGUUGUCCAGAGUGUGAAACCAAACAUUGGAUGGAUGGAUUGUAUUUGUGGAAUUUAGCAUGGCGUUAUUGGAAGCGGAAGAUACCAAAUUUCUGUUUUAUUAUCGGCACAGAGAAUUGUUGAGCCAUCAUUGACCUAGCUUACAUCCCCUCGUGGAGGAGGUACCGCGAAGACAGACAACGUUCG